This is a messenger RNA of Caenorhabditis remanei, 801 nucleotides long. RefSeq lists its product as uncharacterized. The transcript has 4 exons. Lineage: Eukaryota; Metazoa; Nematoda; Chromadorea; Rhabditida; Rhabditidae. Bases 1 to 801 code for a protein of 266 amino acids. The record is from RefSeq and is a predicted model, not a curated record.
AUGAAAAUUCUCAUACCAGCCAAAAACGAAACACCGAAUCUGAUAUUCACACUAUUCGAAGAAUGUUCGCUAGAAGGUUUGAGAAAACGAAGUCAACGACAAGUAGUUGCAUUAUCAAAGCUCCUUAUCAAGCAGUCCGGAAAACUACGUAAAGAUUCGAAACCAACUGAAGAAGAGAGUCUGCAAUUGGAGAAUCUAAGGAAUACAUUGAAUACACAAUGGAAAGAGAAAAGAGAUUUAAUUGGAGACAGAGAGGUUUAUGUUUGUUAUGCUAAAAUUAUCUUGCUAUUGGUAUUAACAUUCCUCUGUGUUGUCUACACAAUCUGUUUUUCACAAACUCUAGCGGUGAAUUACACUUGGUAUCGAUUAGUUAUUAUCUUGGAGAUACUAUUGUCCUUGGUUUUUUUGUACCGUCUUCUGAAACUCAGUCGACGAAUCAUAGCUGAAAAACAAUCGGAAAAAAAGCUUGGUCCGGAAAGACAGGUUGUCUUAGAAAAGAUGAACGAUGAUUAUAGCGAACAAUUAGAAAAAUGCAUGGAUUUCUAUUCAAAAGAAGUAAUGCCACUGAAGGAAGAAGCCAGAACACUGGACAAUCGUGUUUUUCUUUGGAUUAUAAUCAGCGUGUUUAUUUUCUUAAUGAAUCUAUGGGCCGUGACAUUUUACGGCAUCAACGAGGCUCUCAAAGAAUUCAACAAUGAUUCACCAUUUGUGGUUGUUGUACUUUCUGGGGCAAUCAUCUUCACUAUGCUUGGUGUCGCUUUAGUUGUUGGAUUUCUGGAAUACAACGAAAUCGAAAUAUAG